Messenger RNA from Fundulus heteroclitus (mummichog), 2805 nucleotides. RefSeq names its product collagen alpha-1(XXVI) chain (gene col26a1). NCBI's taxonomy places the organism in Eukaryota, Metazoa, Chordata, Actinopteri, Cyprinodontiformes, Fundulidae. The transcript is spliced from 14 exons. The coding region runs from base 239 to 1537 and encodes 432 amino acids. The record is from RefSeq and is a predicted model, not a curated record. Gene Ontology annotation, molecular function: protein binding.
CAGCACCGCGCUAAACGUCAGCGAGUCCAGAUAUUCUAUAGGAAGAGGUUGUGUGUCAUUCAUGCCGGUCUCCUGAAGGGGGGUUUAAUCGGGCGCAGGAGAUGGCAAACUCCUCCUGAUGGUUUCAGUGGGACUUCUGGGUUUCCAGUUUCCAUUUCAGUACUGGAACGGGAUUUACUUGAAACCUCCAUCGGUUUCUCUGGGAUAUUAUCGCCGUCAGGGAUUAUUUUAAAGCGGAAUGAUGGCUCUGCGUUUCCUCUCCGCGCUGUGCGUGUGGACGGCUUUGCUGCAUCCCUCGCUCGGCACCGGGUUUAUUUAUCGCUUCCCGGGGAUCACCCUGCAGCGGCAGCGCAUCCACCCCGAACAGAACACCAAUGCGGGUCCGCCGAGAUCCGGCUCCUCACUAGUUAGGAACUGGUGUCAGUUCACUGUUUCCAGGACAGUGCCUUGCAAAGUGCACAAUGGGACUGAAACCACGGUGCAGAGGGUGAUGCCGGCCUGCCGAUGGCCUGGACCGUGCACCAAAGGCAUCAGCUACCGAACCGUUAUCAAGCCAUCGUUUAGGAUUACUUACAAACAAAUCACCGCCCUGGAGUGGAGGUGCUGCCCUGGGUUCGUGGGGGUGGAGUGUCGUGAAGAAUGCAUGAACUGCACCAGUUUCAACGACAUGAACAGCAGAAUAAAUGCCAUUGAAUCAAAGAUCAAACUGUUAGAGGAGGGCGGAUCCACUCAUCCUAAAGUCAAAUUAGCCGACGGCUCAACAGGAAACGAGGUGGACACUCGUGGACCCACUCCACCGCCGUACCUGCCACCAGUACCAGGAGCCAGAGGGCCGCCAGGACCUGCUGGACCUCCCGGGCCUGCUGGACCACAAGGGAUUCCAGGUCCUCCUGGAAGAACAGGAGAAAAGGGCGACAGAGGUCUCCCAGGAGAGAUGGGCCGCCCCGGUCCUCCGGGUCUUCCUGGUCCACCAGUUCCUCCAAGCUCAGGUUCCUUUCCUUUACCCAUUCGGGGAGACGUUUUCCAUCCAGAUGGGGACCUGAACCAUCCGGUCCUUGACGCUCCUAUGACCAGAGUUGGUCCUCCCGGUCCAGCUGGUCCUGCCGGCCCCUCGGGAGUCCCUGGAGAAAGAGGACCUGCAGGGAUACCAGGCCUUCCAGGACAGGACGGUAAGGAAGGUGUCCCAGGCAGAGCGGGCAUUCCAGGGCCUAGAGGAGAUCCAGGGGAAAGGGGACCUCCGGGUGCCAGAGGCGAGCAUGGCCUACCUGGAACACCAGGGCCAAAAGGAGAGCCAGGAGUGGGCUUGAAUGAGGGUGAAGCCGUGCAGCAGCUCCGGGAGGCCCUGAAGAUUCUGGCUGAGAGGGUUCUGAUCCUGGAGCACAUGAUUGGAAUUCACGAGAACUCGGAGGGAUCUGCGUUCGGCAGCAUUUCAGACCCGCUGAGUUUCUUCGGCCAGAAGACGAAGCGUCGCCAACCCGUUCAAACCUUUCCUCAGACUCCAGUGCUGAACGGGAGACAGAGACGGGUCCCUCUUUAAUGUUACAAUAUCAUCUUUCCUUUGUGUGAAUAAUUGUAAGGGAAUGUUGCCAAUUUUUUUUUAUAACUGAACGUACAUUUUUUUGUUCCUCAUAUCUGUGUUUAUCAGAUUUAUUGUUGUUUUUCUUUCCUGUUUGACAUGAAUAAGUCCUGGUAUAAAAGCUCUUUGUAGAAGAGAGAUGUUGAAUAUUUCCCUCAACAUCAAAUGAUUUAUUCACCUUUAUCACCCUGCUGCUGCCUCACACAGAAACGUUUCAUAACCCGAUGGAGGUUUUGGCAUCUUUCCUUCAUCAGAUAAAAGACUGAUCAGUAGAUUUAUCUCUUUCAUGGGAAAGCUUUUCCUUCUUGAAAGACGGACAUAAAAGACUUUUUCGUGAUCCGAAAAUCUCCCUCUCUUGUGUUUUGGUUUGUUUUAACGGUGUUGUAGAGGCUCCUAAGAAUAUCAGCCUAAGCAAAGAUCUGGAAGUUAGAAGAAAAUAAAUCUUGAAUUUCAGGCCAAAACCUCAGCUUGGCCCCUGAUGCACCUGGACGCUAAUAGAGCUGCAAACUUGACAGGACGUCAUCGACUUGUUCAAUAAACUGCCUCUGAGAUUUCUGUUUAAACCGAUUUAUUGUGUGAUAAGUCUCUGAGAGACCCAGCUGUAGGUUUCUGAAUAAAAAAAACAACACUGUUUCUGGAGUGAUCUUUGUUUUCUGCAUUACUGAGUUCAUAUGAGGAAACCUUUUGGGGUUUUAAGCAAACGCGCUUUCUUCUGCUGGGAGCUGCAGGGAGGAUCGAUGCAGCUCUCGUGUGUUUGCUGAAUAUGAAACAUGAAUAUGAAGCACUUCGUCUCAACCAAAGUCGAGACGAAAUGCAGCUCUGGUGAUAACGAUGUUGACCACAGAUCAAGAUAUCGAAACCCAAACUAUAAACUGAGGAGUGGGUAAAUUGCUUUUGUCAGAACCCAGUUCAGAGUUUAGUAUUUGAUUUACUGCACUACAAAAAAGAACUCCAUACAAUAAAAUAAAUCAAAGCCUUUCUGACACCAGAAGGAGUUUCUAUUGGCUGUUAUCGGCUGCCUACUGUCCUCAAAUUGUUAAUUAAAGUUCAGAAAGGCAGAAAUAGCUGCUUUGGGUUAUUUUUUUACUCCACAUUUCAGUCAUGCUGCUUUCUGGGAACAGCUAAAGGGAUAGUUCAGAUCAUUUUGGAAUGGCACCUUUACCUUCUGAAAACAUGUCAUGUUGUGAGUUUGUAUCUAAAAUAAAGAGUGCCUCCCCUCUGGGCAAAAG